This is a messenger RNA of Oppia nitens, 772 nucleotides long. Its product is annotated as transcription initiation factor TFIID subunit 10-like. Gene Ontology annotation, biological process: transcription initiation at RNA polymerase II promoter. The record is from RefSeq and is a predicted model, not a curated record. Gene Ontology annotation, molecular function: RNA polymerase II general transcription initiation factor activity; promoter-specific chromatin binding. The transcript is spliced from 3 exons. The coding region runs from base 278 to 739 and encodes 153 amino acids. Lineage: Eukaryota; Metazoa; Arthropoda; Arachnida; Sarcoptiformes; Oppiidae. Gene Ontology annotation, cellular component: transcription factor TFIID complex; SAGA complex; nucleus.
GACUGUACGUACUAUACGUAUAGACAAUAUAUGUUUGACAAUAGGUUUGUGUUUAUUAAGUGUUUAUAUAUAAUACAAGUGUUUCAAGUGAUCACACAUUUGAUCCAUCAAUUGAUAACUCGUUGAUCACAUACUUCUGGAUUCAACAAUCAUAUUGUUUAAUAAAACAUACUUUUGUUGAAUCAAUUGAUUUACAUUGUGAUCAUUGUUGCUGAAGAAGAUAGAGUGGACCGAAAAUAAUCAAAAAACAGACCGAAAACAAAAUCGUUGGCAAACUAUGGACACAUUGGAAGACCAAUCAAACGGCGCGUCAACUCCGAUGGCAAUCGAAGACAUGACUGAAAGCACAUCACAACCGGAAUUAUUGAUGACAGAAGAGAUACCGACAAAUGGCUCUAACGUUACCUCUAAUCUCAAACAUGUCGGCCAACCGUUAGUUGACUUUCUCAGCCAUUUAGAGGAUUACACACCAACUAUUCCCGAUGCAGUGACUGUUCAUUAUCUGAAUACAUCAGGAUUUGAUGCAUCAGAUCCCAGGAUCGUCCGUCUGAUAUCAGUGGCCGCACAAAAAUUUAUCUCCGAUGUGGUCAACGAUGCGCUACAACACUGCAAAAUGCGUGGCGCCGGACAAAGCAAAAAGACAACUAAAGACAAGAGAUAUACCCUAACGAUGGAGGAUCUGAGUCCAGCAUUGGCUGAAUACGGCAUUAAUGUGAAGAAACCAUAUUAUUUUAAUUAAUUUAUUUAUUUAAUAACAAUUUCCAUUCAAUUG